Molecule: messenger RNA, 1492 nt
Organism: Limanda limanda (common dab)
Lineage: Eukaryota; Metazoa; Chordata; Actinopteri; Pleuronectiformes; Pleuronectidae
Gene: tfg
Product: trafficking from ER to golgi regulator
Exons: 8
Coding region: 150-1418 (422 amino acids)
Biological process (GO): endoplasmic reticulum to Golgi vesicle-mediated transport; COPII vesicle coat assembly
Cellular component (GO): endoplasmic reticulum exit site
Molecular function (GO): identical protein binding
Source: RefSeq, a predicted model, not a curated record
CAGUGAGGAGGACGCUUCCUGAUGCUGGCCAGGACCCGGCUAGGCUAGCUAACAUAUUUUAUUUUCACGGUUCGGGAGGAAAGCUGUGAAACACAGCGAGGUCUAGUCGUCUGAUUCAGUGGUGUCAGCAGAGCAGGUCGAACAGUACAAUGAACGGCCAGCUGGACCUGAGCGGGAAGCUGAUCAUCAAAGCACAGUUGGGUGACGACAUCAGACGUAUCCCUAUCCACAAUGAAGACAUCACUUAUGAUGAGCUGGUGCUGAUGAUGCAGCGCGUCUUCAGGGGCAAACUGCAGAGUAAUGAUGAAGUUGCGAUCAAGUACAAAGAUGAGGAUGACGACCUCAUCACCAUCUUCGACAGCUCUGACCUCUCCUUUGCAAUCCAGUGUAGUAGAAUACUCAAACUCACUUUGUUUGUGAAUGGUCAGCCGCGGCCUUUGGAGUCCAGCCAGGUAAAGCACCUGCGCAGGGAGCUUAUCGAGCUCAGGAAUAAAGUCAACAACCUCCUGGAUAGUCUGGAGCCCCCCACAGACCCUGGCCUGGCUGCCGCAGCAUCGGACAGUGAAUCAGUGGACGGACGUGAAAGCAAAAUUAUGGCAGGAGACCAAACAGUUAAACAGGCCACUCCGGUCAGUGCGGCCAGCAUGUCAGCCUUCGACCCUUUAAAGAACCAGGACGAGGUCAGCAAGAAUGUCAUCUCUGCUUUUGGCCUUAGUGAGGACCAGGCCCAAGUAGCUCCACCAUCAAUUGCAGCAGAUGAGCGCUCAGGAACCCCUGACAGCAUCGCCUCCUCCUCAUCUGCGGCCCCUCCACCAGGAGUACCGCCCCAACCACAGGCUCCCUAUCCUGGAGUUCAGCAGGGACCCCCAGCUGGCAUGGAUGGUCAGGUGUAUCAACAGUACCAGGCUGCAGGAGGAUACCAGCAACCCGGUGCCCCACCACAGCAGCAGUAUGGUAUGCAGUACCCUGCAGGAUAUAGCCCUCAGCCCGGAGCCCCUCAGCCUGGCCCACCACAGCAGCAGCAGCAGCCGCAGCAGCAGCAACAGCCCCAGCAGCCGCAGCAGCCGCAGCAGUUUCAGAACUACGCCCCUCCCUCCUCCCAGGCUACCGCCCCUGGGCCAGCCCCAGCCCCGGGCUUCCAAGGUGGCCAGCAGCAGCCCCAUCCAUCUCAGGGAGGCCAGCAGUAUCCACCAGGAGCCUUCCCUCCCCAAAACUAUACCUCCCAGGCCUCCCAGCCUGCUAACUACAGCCUGCCGCCCGGCUCCCAGCCUAGCCCCGGGUACCAGCCCCCCCGCCAGGCAUACACCGCACCUCCCGGCACCACUGUCACCCCUCCACCAGGAGCUGGUAACCCGUAUGCCCGCAACCGCCCCACUUACGGCCAGGGCUACACUCAGCCAGGCCCUGGGUACCGGUAAAAAGAGGACAGCUGAUGUUACUGAUCCUCACACAUGCCCCAAACCCCCUACCCUCUGUGUGGCUCCAGCUGUUC